AUGGCAACCCACGUCGGCCACUCAGCAGGACUGCCCGCGCCGGCGUCCUGGUGCCGCAGCGCCUGCUCUUCUGGCCGCAGGCGAUCCGCCAAAAGGGCUUUCUUGGUCUUCUCUCUUCUCGCUCUCUCGGCGGUACUCACUCCCAUCUUGUUUCCGACCAUAGCUCACUCGCGGCCAAGCUUCGUCAAUGCCGACCCUGGCGCCGGAUCCGUCGACCCCGGGCAAGAGAGCGAAAGCUCGGCCUCUGAGGACGCCUCGAAGUUGACAAGUGCAGGCGCAGCACACAUACCUGGAGCAAAGGCAGGGGAAAAUGCGGCGGGAGCGCUCUCCACAGCGCGAGGCGAAGGCGUAAAAGACAGAGAAGGUCUUCUGUUGUGGAACGGCGAGCAGGCUGCGCCGGCAGAAAUAAAGUCCAGGUUACUCUCGAUGAGGAACCACGCGGGAAGCCUCACAGACAAAUUUAUGGAGAAGAUUGCGCAACUCACUGCUCAAAUCGAUCUCCUGCGUAUGGAAGUCAACAAGGCCAAGGGGGAAAUCCAGCAUCUCAACGAAUCAUUCGACGGCAAAACAGAAGAAACUUUACGCAUGAUUGACAGUCGAUCGGCGGACUUCAUCCGCGGUUUGUCGCGCGUUGAGGAGCAGCUGGACGCGCAGCUCAGACCGCCAAACGGCGCCGUUUACAAACAUCUGCAGGAGCUCCGUGACCAGCUGACUCAGAUCCGAGCGCAGGCGGAGAGCUCGUUUAACACGGAAGCGUCGAGUGUGAUGCGGCAGAUCGACACGUGCAGCGCGAAGGUCGAUGAGCUCACGCGGGUGUACUUUGACAUGCGGCACCGUAUGGACGUGGAGGUGAACGACAUCGACGCGCGUAUGAUUGCAGCUCGACGCGAGUUGGAUGAUUUGGUGCAUGAACGGCUGACUGCGUUAGGGGAAGCCGAGCAGCGAAUUACAGCGGAUGCGAUCACGCGUCUCCGAGAUUUCCUGCAAAAUCUCCAUCUAGAAGAGAACAUGUUGCAGGAUAUGGUCCAGAGUAUUCAGCGGGAUUUCCUCGAGCCGUCUUCAUUCACGGGGUCCCGCACGCACCGCGAGAAGGGGGCCACGUAUAUCGAUCUGAGCAGCUCCUUCGCCAGUAGCAAAAUCGAGAAAGUGUGUGGUGUCAUGACCCACCUGGUGAAGCAACUUCUUCCAGGGAAAACGGUAAUCCCCAUUUUCAUUCAUACCGUCCCUCAGGUAUCCACGACGAAUCUGCCCAACAGGGAAAAGGGUGUGAAACUUUUUGGAGGGUUAGGUGGUGCACGGGCUCUCUUUAACUCGCUGAACCUCGGACCUUCAGGAUGGGGCGGGGGAGAGGAAGAGAAGAAAGAAGAAAAGGCCCACUCGGAGGCUCCUAUUAUCGAGAUGGUUCUACCUGAUGAACAUAUGAUUGCCGCUGUGGCAGUGGGGUGGCUGCGUGAACGACAGCGAACGGGUCCGCUGUUUGACCACUAUGCAGUCGUCCGUGUGGAUGGGCUGCUAGCGGAGUCCUAUACCGUUCCUUUCCUGCAGUAUCUGCAGUUUGAUUACACACAGGAAAACCGCUUCGCCCUCGCGCGCACUGACCAGUUCGCUGAGAAGCUUGAGACGACGAUUCACGAGAAACUGAGUCUCUUGGCGGAAGCACUCGAGAAAAAUACGUACUUGCUGAUUGCCUAUCUUGGAGAGGCCACUGGAGACGUGAAACCUCAACCGUCCCUUGUUCAGACGAAAAAUCGGAUUUCCACGGCACGACGUCUUCUGAAAAAUCUCAAGGCGCCGAGUUUGGGAGCAUACUUCUGGUUCGAACAGUUCAAGCACCAACUUCAAUUUAUCGAUGAGGUGACUAAGGCCUUCGCCCGCAAUCAAAAGAAACGUCUCGCGAACAAAGUAGUCCUCCAAGGCGACGAUUUCGAAAUUGUUGUUGUUGUGGGCAGGAAGGGAACGGGGGGUGAAAUGCUCAAGAUUUCAAUGCCCCCAUGUCGGCAGGGAGAUCCGUUCUUUUUGCCGGCAUUCACUAUCUUGUCAAUGAACUUGACCGCUCUGACUCCCGAGCUGGUUGCAUUCCCUAGUGACGGGCUGUUGGCGAGGACUCUACAAGUGCUUCUUUCGGAUGUAAGAGGGGGAGCAGCGAACGACGAGGAAAGUGCAGAAAAGUCUCAGCAGAGGGCACCCACGUGCGGUGCAACGAUAUCUACAAACGGCGUGACCAAGCGCAUGUGGCGGCCACAGGUUUUGAAGGUGUCGUUAUCAUACAUGGAGAAGAUUGCAGAAAGUCCAAGGGGUGGAGCGGCCAAGAACAACAGAAGUCCCGCUUUGAAGCAUGUCCCCGUUGUACAAGAUAGCACACAGGAUGCCAUCGGAGCAAACCUACCCAAAGGGUACGAAGAUCUGGCGCAGUACAUCAUCGCAGCCAUCUCGCGAGUCCUGCGGGAUCGGCUUGAGGUCCUCCCUAGAGGAUUCACUCUGUACGUAGUUGCAAACGUGAAAGAGUGA
Molecule: messenger RNA, 2508 nt
Organism: Neospora caninum
Lineage: Eukaryota; Apicomplexa; Conoidasida; Eucoccidiorida; Sarcocystidae
Product: putative microtubule-binding protein
Exons: 4
Coding region: 1-2508 (835 amino acids)
Source: RefSeq, a predicted model, not a curated record